AUGCAUUCUAAAACGAAUAUUUUCUAUAUAAUAUUGAUUGGAUUUAUAAUAUUAUUAAACAUUGAUAGUUCAUCAUCAGACCAUGAUGAUCAUCAUGAUGAUCAUCAUGAUGGAGGAACUCAGUGUUUUUCUGGUGAUUCAUUAAUUAAAUUAUCAAAUGGUGAAUAUAAAGAAAUUGGUAAUCUUCAAUCUGGUGAUGAAAUUAUAACUAUUGAUCAAUCCAAAAUAAUUUCAACAGAAAUGGUAAUGAUAUUAGAUAAACAAAUUUCAAAACAAGCAUUAUUUUAUACGUUAAGAACAGAUUCUGAUAAUGAAAUAAGUUUAACACAAUAUCAUUUAAUCCCAACAAUAGAUUCAAAUGGAAAUGAAAAUUAUUUAUUUGCAAAACAAAUUAAAAUAGGAGAUUAUUUAUUUGUUCUAUUUAAUGGAAAAUUAAAAUAUUCUCCAGUAAUAAAUAUAACAAUUGAAAUGAAAAAAGGUUAUUAUGCUCCAUUAACAAUGAAAGGUACUUUAUUAAUAAACAAUGUUUUAGCAAGUUGUUUUGCAAAUGUUAACAAUCAUCAUUUAGCACAAUAUUAUAUGGCACCUUUUCGUUAUUAUUAUAAAUUUGCUCAAUUUAUGUCUGUGUAUGAUCCAUUUAAUAUUAAUAAAACUGAAGGUUUAUAUUCGACAGUUAAUAUGAUGUUUUACUUCGCACGUUAUUUUAGAUCAGAUGCAUUAUAUUUAUGA
This is a messenger RNA of Rotaria sordida, 729 nucleotides long. The record is from the annotation of a GenBank genome assembly. Lineage: Eukaryota; Metazoa; Rotifera; Eurotatoria; Philodinida; Philodinidae.